Messenger RNA from Mya arenaria, 5191 nucleotides. RefSeq names its product contactin-like. Bases 718 to 4242 code for a protein of 1174 amino acids. Lineage: Eukaryota; Metazoa; Mollusca; Bivalvia; Myida; Myidae. Gene Ontology annotation, biological process: cell-cell adhesion. The transcript is spliced from 28 exons. The record is from RefSeq and is a predicted model, not a curated record. Gene Ontology annotation, molecular function: protein binding.
CUGUAAUCAAAGGAAUUGGACUCAUUGUUUGUCGGUUUUGUCUGGUCUGAAAUGAUAAAUUCGAAUUAAGGAAGCCUGGACGGCAUUUUUGAAUGACUAACCUAAAAACAUAAACUGUUAAGUCAGUCUUAUUCUAUUGUUCACACCUAGUGCACCAGUCUAACAACGGCCCCUAGGUCCUGGAAUAUCGGGGGCUUUGACUUUGGGUCUAGCCAAUCCAUGGUGAAAUGCUCGUCCUGAGGGGACAAACUGCUGGUAAAAUCCCCGCCAAAUGCCCUCGCACCCAGUGAACAUCCUAGGUUAGGCCUAUUAUAAGGUACUGAAGUUAUGUUUGUGUUUCGUGAUAUCUCGUUCAUCACGGGGAAAAGCUUGGCAAAAAUGCAGACAAAUCUCGUUAAAAGAACAAAUAUCUGAUUCUCCGGGCACAAAGCCACAGCUCAUUCCCUGCUAUUUUCGGCGCGAAGCAAAAACCAAGUUGCAUUCACUGCGCACUCCGCGGGCGGCCACCUGGAAGGUUGUCCUAAAGGCUGGGUGAAUCAUGACGCACAGUGUUAUAGAUUCGUGUCAGAGCUGCUGUUUUAUGAAGAGGCGGAGGCUGCGUGCUUUUCACAAGGGGCCAAACUUGCCAGCAUAACCACUUCGGGCGAACACGAGUUCAUAUCUUCCUGGCUUCGAGGCACGAGCAGGGAGAAUUUCUGGUUGACAUCUGGCUACUACAUGCUGGGGAGAGUUUACUGGGACGAGGCAGGGUUGAUUUCCGACCCAUCAGGAUACACAUACUGGUUAGAUAACCGAGCCCCUGGGUUCUCAUCAAAGCUGUAUAGGAUUGCUUACACCCACACAGAGACUGAAUACAGAUGGACAAACAUCACCGGCAGUACCCCUGCAGCCUAUAUCUGCGAGGUCGAGCAAGGGGCCGCCCUGGCACAGGACAUCCUCAAUAGGGAUUAUGACUACGGCCUGGGUGUGACAGAUGUGAAAGAAAUCCAACGAGGACCUGUCAUUGUGCGUCAGCCGGAGGACAUCUAUUACAUUGAGGGAGCCUGGGAGGUGGAUUUUGAGUGUGUGGCUACUGGUACCCCUCUUCCUCGCUACACAUGGUGGCGGAGAGGUAACGUGCAGGAAAUCGCCACACAAGUCACUUCCGCCAUCAGCAAUAGAUACACGAUUACUGGUGGGCGACUGGUGAUCAGUUCCCCAGAACAAACCGAGGACCAGUUCAUGUACCACUGUAAGGCAGAAAAUGAAGUGGGAGCUGUGCUUAGUAAUGAAGCCACACUUUACUUUGGAUACUUGGACCAGUUUUCCAACAUACGUCCUAAGCCUGUUUAUGCAGCCGAGUUUAAAGGCACCAAGAUGGAGUGUGGUGCACCGUCCUAUUCACCAAGAGUGAACUAUGAAUGGUUCAAGAACGCAGCCACUAACAUUUUUGUUUACGAGGGCCACGGCAACCUGUUUGUCUCAAACGAUGGAAGUCUCUACGUUUCCGAGGUGCAGCCAACUGAUGCCAAUAAAAACUAUUUCUGUGUGGUGACACUGGUUAAGCCGGACAAUGCUCGAUUUGCAAAAUCCAACUCAGUCAGUCGCACAAACAUGGGCAUAGAAUUACUGCUGUCAGGAGAUACAAACAAUGAUGCCGAUUAUGGUCCAAUUCUUCACACGAAUGUUUUCCCGCAGAACACAAUAAAGGGAAGCAAUAUACGCAUGGAGUGUGUUGCCUAUGGCUCUCCACCUCUCAACUACCAAUGGUAUCGCGCGGACGGCAGGCCGUUUGUAGCGGGAACCAAACUACGUGACCUUAACCGCGUGCUAACAAUUGACAACGCAUCACUUGAAGCUGAAGGGGAUUAUAUCUGCAGGUGCACCCGGGGGUCAGGCUCCUCUAAGACACAAACAAUUACAUUAAAUAUGGACGCCAAGCCGUAUUUCCCCUACCCGAUUGGCAACAAGUUCCUGGAUGUGGGAAUGAGAUUUGACUGGCACUGCAUGGCUGUUGCUAGACCUAAGGCAACAUAUUCUUGGUAUAAAAAUGGUGCUCGUAUUGAUAGUAUACCGGGCGUUCUUGAAAUCAGGGCCAAUGUACUCACCAUCCUCUCUGUGGACAAGUUACGUGAUGAAGGAAUGUAUCAGUGCGCCGCUACAAACAACUAUGGAACUACUUUCAGUUUAGGAGAGCUCAAGGUUUUAGCACUGACUCCUAACUUCAAGCGACACCCACUUCCUCAGGUGACUUUGGUCCCGUUGGGCGGAAAUGCCAAUAUUCCUUGCAGUGUGGAAGGAGCACCAACACCAACAGUGACCUGGAUAAAGAAUGGAGGCCCCAUGGGUUUAACCCCUGGUAACCUGAAUGAUCGUAUAGGGAUGGACACGUCUUACGGGCUCGUUUUAACCUCCAUAGCCAUGUCAGACCAAGGCUUAUACACAUGCAAGGCAGAUAACCAGUUUGGAACUGCGACCAACUCGACUGAAGUUCGAGUUGUUGAUGGUAUCAUCUGGCGUAGCAGGUUACUGAACGAGACAAACGUCCAGGUGAACAGGACGGCGUUCCUGUACUGUGAGGCGUCAACAAAUGUUAACUUUGAUAUCAGUUACGUCUGGAAGUUCAACGGACAUCCAAUCAACUUCCUGUUACAGAAGGAGUAUAUUCUGGGCAUGAAUGGGCUGUACGUCACCAACGCCCAGUACAAGAAUAUGGGUCGCUAUGAAUGCGAGGCCCGGACCACAAUUCACUCCAAGACAAGCAGUGGACUGCUCAGGGUAAAUGGGCCACCUCUUAUGCCUGCGGGUGUGUAUGUGCUGGACAACACCGUAACUCCCCGUUCAGUAACCCUGGUCUGGACCUGGUUCGUAGCUAUAGAGCAUGGUGCUCCCAUUGUAGGCUAUGACAUAGAGGCAGAGUCCAACUUCAAGCCCAAUGUGUGGACAGUGGUUGCCGCAGAUAUCCCUGAGUCGAUUGCCGCUCGUGAAGCGGCUGAUCAGGGUAAGCGGGGAACACAAAGGGCCGCAACUGUGGAUGGACUCAUUCCUAACACAAACUACCGGUUCCGGGUGCGUGCAACAAAUGCCUUUGGAAAGGGGCAAGAAGCAAGUAAACCCACAACUUCUGUGAAACUAAUGCCAUCUGCACCCGUGGUUGCCCCUAGAAAUGUUGGCGGUGGUGGUGGCAAAGUUGGCACACUCCAGAUCAUUUGGGAUAUUCUGGAGCCAGCUGAACACUGCGGAGACAAUCUGAACUACAUAAUCUACUGGAAAAAGAUGAAUGAUGCAAAAGACUAUAAAAGGGAAAUUGGGAACACUCCCUUGUCCCUUGUUGAUGGGAAAUAUGUGAUAGAAGUUGGCGUAGACAAUUACUACCUUCAGUAUCAGAUAAUGGUUGCCGCCAGGAAUUCCAAGGCUCAGGGACCUAAUUCUACUGUCCAAUACAUAUACUCAGCCGAAGCCAUGCCGGCUGCGGACGUGAGGAUGGAAGAUAUGGAGACAUUCAAUGGUACAUGCAUCAUAGUCCACUGGGAGUCUGUGGCAGACACGAGGCAGGCGGUCGGGGGCAAAAUUAGGGGAUACAGGGUACAGUAUUUUGCUGACAUGUUUGGCAAUGCCAAACACGAUGAAGAACCAGACCCGAAUGUGUUGGAGGUUUUAAGCAAGGAUGUGUACGGGCAGACAGACCACGUGAAACUGGUUGGACUGUUUUCAAAUAUGGAGUAUCUGGCACGAGUCAUGGUAAUAAAUGGUGCUGGUGUGGGAACUAAAGGCAAUUGGAGAAGAGGAGAGACUUACAAUGACAUGCUCCAUGAUUACCCGACCCACAUUAAAGUGUAUGAAGUGAGUCAACACAGUGUGCGCGUGCAUUGGCGGGGAGUUGGCGUCCACGCAGGGGAAGAGUCAUUAGAGGGAUACAUUAUCCGCAUAUUCAAAGUGCAAGAGGAUAUACGCAAUGCAGUAGAUACUACGGUAGGGAAGGUGAAUGAAGCGAUCAUCAAUGGUCUCCAGUCGAAUACAGUCUAUGUGUGCAGGGUGCUUGGUACUUCAAGGGCUGGGGACGGAGCUCUUAGUGAAGCAGUGUAUUUUUCACUUACAAGUUCUGACUCUCGUUCUGUCAAUCUGAACAUUGACCCGUCCACCUCGGAGGUGUGUUACUCAGACAAUGAUUCCCGAACCUGCGGAGUUUCAUCACUCAGAUCGUUCCUGCAUAUGAAAGUUCUUAUUGCCAUUUUAACUGUGUUCUACAUCAUUUCAAGCUAACAUUUUUAUUUUAUUUUUACUUUCUUACAUUAAGAAAAAACAUUACUUUAAUGUAUGUUAACGUUUUGUUUUUUUGUGUUUUUUUUUAAAUUAUUUUGUGUUUAUAAAAGAUAAGAGCAGACCACUUGCAUUAAACAGUUUUCUUAUUUUGUCACCUUAGUGCAAAAACUCAAUAUCUGCUUUUAUUUCUAUAGGCAGUUAUUGACUUAUUGCACUAAGGUUCUUAUUUGAACCUUAAUCACCUUAGAGUUGUCUCAAUUUAUCUCUAAUCAAUUAGCUUUAUUUUUUUAAAUAAUCAUCUCAGUAUUUUGAAAUUCAUUGUUUGAGAUUUAUUAUACAACAUGCAUAUAUUUGUUCAUCUCUUAUUGGCAUAUUGUUGGUAUUAGAUAUGUGAACAAAUACUCGCUCAUUGUACAUACUCAUUAUCUGAUUUACAUUGUUUAGUUUUUACCUUAAAUACUCUUUUUUCAGUGUUUACAAUUAGAAAUCCAUUUCAACAUGUGCUCAAUAUAUAAUUUAGAUAUAUAUUGCUUUGUUUUGAAUGUUACUUACAAUUUAUACUUUUUGUUUACCUUUAGAUAUAGUUUCUUCUUGUAUAAUACAGAAAUACUUGAAAACAUCAACUUCACAUAGAAACUAUAAUGACUUUCAAUCUUUUACAAUGUUUAAAAUACUUUUUUUCUUUUUCUGUUGAAUUGUUAAUAAUUUCAUUAAGUAUGUAAAUAUAUACUGCAUUUAACAUGAAUCUCAAUACAUUUGUCAUUGUACAAAUUGUAAAUCCUGUGUAUACAUUGUGUAUUCAUGUAUCCUGUUGUAAAUCCUGUGUGUAUACAUGUUUCCUAUAUUUUUACUAUAAGACAUGUAGCACAUACAAAAUGCGAAUAAUACCUGAUAACUUUUUAAAGCUGCACUUGUGUUGUCCCCAAAUAAAGAUGUGUAAGAAAAUAUA